Paramecium sonneborni is the source of this 193-nucleotide messenger RNA. Lineage: Eukaryota; Ciliophora; Oligohymenophorea; Peniculida; Parameciidae. The record is from the annotation of a GenBank genome assembly.
AUGAUAAAAGAUAAUACUAUUAACAACUUAAUAGAUGUUUAUAAUCAUAUUAGCAGAGUAAUAGAAAAUUUUUUAAAGUCUUUAAUAAAUUAUAAUGAAAAUAAUUAGAAGAAGAAUUAAUAAAAUUAAGAGAAGGAUGCAAAAUAGCUUAAAUAAUUGGUAAUAUUAUUUAGUAAUAUUUUAGGUUUCAUGA